AUGGUGGACAUUCAAGUGGAUCGCAGUCUUCUACGUCCAUUUCAGUUGGUGCGUAGUAUCGAUUUUGGUUGGCAAGACGAACAUUAUGUAUUCGAUGUAACCGCCAAUAGUCAAUACGCCAUCGCUUCGGCAUCGGACAACUUGAUUCGUUUUUACGAUGUUGCCACGCUACAACUCGCCAUGACUGGAGCCCUUCACACCAAACGCAUCUCCAAGAUCAAAGUGUACAAUGACCAAUACCUUUUCUCGGCUUCCGAAGACGGAAGGCUCGCACGUUGGGACUUGAGAGUAGGAGCCCAACCAGUACAAACUUUUGCAUACAAUGCGCCUCUUACCGCAUUUGAUAUUAAUUGCAACGAUACCAUGGCCGUCGUCGGCACCGAACUGUUGACUGAGAGACAUCAAGCAGAAAUUGCUUUCUUUGAUACGCGCCAAUCUUCCCUUUUACACACAUUUGUGGAUUCACACAGCGACGAUGUUACCGAAAUUCAAUGUCAUCCUACCAUCCCUUCGCAGUUUGUUUCGUGUUCGACGGACGGACUAGUCAAUAACUACGAUGUAACGGAUUUCGACGAAGAAGAGGCUUUGAUCUCCGUAGUGAAUUCAGGCUCUUCGGUCAACAAAGCAGGCUACUUUGGUCCAAACGCCGAAUAUCUCUACUGCCUCACCCACAUUGAAACUUUUUCACUACACACUUUGGAGGGCGACCUGAUUUGCGAUUAUGGUGAUGUUCGAGAAAUUGGAGUGACCAAUGUGAACUAUGCGAUAGAUUGUAGUUAUGAUGCCGACGCGCAGCGGUUUUACCUGAUGACAGGAUCACUUACAGGCCAAGUCCAGCUGUUCCAUGUGAAUAUUGGUCAGCUUCAGUUAUGCCAGACCUUGGAAGGUGCUCAUUCGGAUAUUGUCCGCUCUCUCUACUGGAAUCAACGCACUCAGAGUAUCCUAUCGGGAGGCGAAGAUGGUCGUAUGUGCGCCUGGCAAGCUGCACUCUAA
Molecule: messenger RNA, 993 nt
Organism: Radiomyces spectabilis
Lineage: Eukaryota; Fungi; Mucoromycota; Mucoromycetes; Mucorales; Radiomycetaceae
Product: WD40-repeat-containing domain protein
Exons: 5
Coding region: 1-993 (330 amino acids)
Molecular function (GO): protein binding
Source: RefSeq, a predicted model, not a curated record